CGUCUCCAACACAAAAUCAGAACAAUAUCCUUAAUUUUUUGUGUAUUCAGCGUCUAUUCCCGACGUCUGACAGUCUUUUCUUGAUUUGUCAAUCUUGUAGAAAUAGUGGUGAGUUGCACAAGUUUUUGUUCAACUGUUGAAUAACUCUUUUUAUGGGUCAAAGUCUCAUCUCUCAUCAUAAUCCUAAGAGGACUUAUCUAUUUUUAUCACUAUUUCUCUGACGGGCCUUGUCAUAUAUGUGAUAGUGACUGACUUCAUUAAACAGUUUCCAGAUAAUAAAACUCAAAAACAACCUUCAUCAACUCAAGCUUUUGUCACAUUAAAAUCUUUACUCACUGUUUCUGUUACCCAUGCCAACAGUUGUCAGCUGGUAUAAUUAAACAAAGCAGGUUUCUCCAGACUGUUUGUACGUUAGGUGUCAGGUCCCCGUCACCUUGAGGGAGCUGUAACCUUUGGUCAAGUUUGUUGGUGGAUCUUUAACUGGUCAACACGGCCGUAGCAGUAGCAGGUGUUCACAGGAUUGCGCAAGUCCCCAUAGUCCCUGGACGAGGCGUGAGUGGAGGGGAGUUUGGUAUGCCCUCAUGCAAGUCUCCUAUAGGCUGAUAUUUUUCCCCCAGGGGGCAACAGUCUUGCACCUGCGCGUGUGGCAAAGGUUCCUCCCGGUACGUCCCGCGGCAGACGGCUCUUGUCAAGUUGAUGCCAUUCAGCUCUGUCCCUGAGGAAGCAAAUUCAACAUGAGUGACCAAGAAGAUUCUGUUUUGAGCAAUGGAGUCGCAGUCAUGGAAGGUGACACUAAGAGCAUCGCCACCCAAAAGUCACAGAUUCUGUCAGACUCCACAAACAUCAAGAACGAGACGCACUCCACUCUCAUCAUGAGCGGAGAGGACACGACUGCAGAGUCAGAGAAAGUUGAGGACAGAGUGACUCAGAACGGGGCCGUAGUUGAUUCACAUUCACAGGAGACAGCGUUAGAGAACCAGGAGACUCAUCCUCCCAGCAACACCGAGGCACCUGCUAAAACUCCCAGAUCUCCAGGGCCAGAGGGAGAUACUGAAGGACUUAAACCAGCAGAGGAGCCCAAGGGAAUUCCCCUGUCGACGGCGAGCGUGGCAACGACUCUGGCCCCGGCUGACCAGCUAUGGUGCACCGGCAGAGACAAGGCAGUCAGGCUGAGGAUGGAGGGCUCAGGACCGGCGUCGGAGACUCCCAUCACAAUCCAUCAGAUGUUCUUGGAGACGGUGGAGAGCAACGGGGAUCACCCAGCCUUGGCUUCCAAAAUAGACGGCCAGUGGGUCACGCUGACCUGGAGGCAAUACUAUGAACAGUGCCGAGUGGCUGCCAAAAGUUUCCUCAAGUUGGGGCUGGAGCGUUACCGUGGUGUAGGUAUUCUGGGAUUCAACUCUCCUGAGUGGUUCAUCGCAGACGUUGGCUGCAUCUUGGCUGGGGGCCUGGCGACCGGCAUUUACACGACCAACUCACCUGAAGCUUGCCAGUAUGUGGCUGCCAGCAGUGAGGCCAACGUCCUGGUUGUGGAGAACCAGAAACAGCUUGAAAAAAUCCUGCAGGUUAAAGAUCAACUACCUCUUCUGAAGGCCAUUGUCCAAUAUAAAGGCGAGCUGAAGCAGAAGGCGCCAUUCCUGUACACGUGGGCAGAGUUCAUGAAGUUGGGAGAAGACGUGCCUGAUGAACAGCUGAAUGCCGUGAUUGACAGUCUUCGUGCAAACGAGUGCUGCACCCUCAUCUAUACCUCAGGGACCACUGGCAACCCAAAAGGUGUCAUGUUGAGCCAUGACAACCUGACGUGGACGGCCCGUGCAGCAGGUACCAUGGUGAAUCUGAACUACGCUGAAGAGACAUUGAUCAGUUACCUGCCACUCAGCCACGUGGCAGCGCAGGUCAACGACAUGUGGAUCUGUAUGAGGUUUGCCGGGACCGCCUACUUUGCAGAGCCAGAUGCCCUCAAGGGUUCCUUAGGAACAACAAUGAAAGAGGUGUGUCCAACUUCCUUCCUGGGAGUCCCUCGCGUGUGGGAGAAGAUGCAGGAGAAAAUGAAAGCUAUGGGUGCCAAGGCGUCCCCAUUGAGGAAGAAAGUGGCAGACUGGGCCAAGUCCAUAGGACUGCAGUACAACUACAGUGUCAUGAACGGGGAGAAUCAGGUACCUUGGGGUUUCAUGCUGUCAAACAAUCUGGUCUUCAAGAGGGUGCGUGCUGCGCUGGGCUUCGACAACUGCAAGAGUUUCUUCACAGGCGCCGCCCCCAUCACCAAAGAAACUCUGGAGUACUUCAUGAGCCUGAACCUCCCUUUGCUGGAGCUGUACGGCAUGAGUGAAAGCACGGGCCCUCACACCAUCUCCGUAAACAACGAUUACCACAUCACAAGCUGUGGAAAGGUGAUGCCAGGCUGCAAGAUAAAGCUGGAGAAUCCAGAUGAGGACGGGAACGGAGAGAUCUGUUUCUGGGGUCGGAACGUCUUUAUGGGCUACCUGGACAUGCCCGACAAAACCGAAGAGGCUCUCGAUCAGGAAGGCUGGCUGCACUCGGGAGACCUGGGAAGACACGACCAGCACGACUUCCUGUACAUCACAGGAAGGAUCAAAGAGAUCAUCAUCACCGCCGGCGGAGAGAACAUCCCUCCGGUUCCCAUCGAGGACGCAGUUAAGGCGGAGACGGCCAUCAUCAGCAACGCCAUGCUGAUCGGAGACAAACUCAAGUUCCUCUCCAUGAUGCUCACUCUCAAAUGUGUUGUGGAUGACAACGGUGACCCCACAGACGAGCUGAGCCCCGAGGCUUUGGACUUCUGCCGGCAGCAUGGUGUCACAGCAACCAAGGUGUCAGAAAUUUUAGCCAAUAAGGAGCCAGCGAUCUACAAAGCCAUUCAGGAGGGCGUGGAGCGCGUCAACGCCAGAGCGACGUCUAACGCCCAGAGGGUCCAAAAGUGGGUCAUACUGGAGCGAGACUUCUCUGUCGGUGGAGGAGAGCUGGGACCCACCAUGAAACUGAGGAGGCCUAUUGUUGUGAAGAUGUACCAGGAGACAAUCAAUGAAAUGUAUGCAGUGGCUGCAGAGAAAGAGUAGACUGUACUGCGCAAAGUUGAGACGAUAUUUAAGAAAGGCAGUCAUAAGAAACUUGGGACAUAUUUAUGAACAUUGUACUGUGCCCGGAUGUGUUCAGAAAUGUGUAAACCUCUAUUUGAUGUUGACUUUUCACCUGAAUGUUGUUAAUUUAGCCGGUCUGUCAGGCAGAGAGUCUUGAGUAUGAUUGUGUUGUAUUUAAGGGAAUUGGAGGUUUGUGCUGCUUUGUUUUAAUAUGUCACAUUUUCCUCCAUUUGUUGUUUGUUUCCAAAAUCAAUAUUUAAGCCUUUUAAAUGUACAUACGGUUUCACUUUGCACUUUUUUGUAAAUAAACCAUCCAAUCAUAGCCAAAUCUUGCCUUUUAUGGCAUAUACAGGUGAGUUGUACAGUACCAUGGCAACGCUGUAGUAUCAUAUUAUAUAAGAGCCAGCUGUCCGCCAGAUGUUGGUCAGGUUUGGCUGUGCCUGGUAUUUUUGAAUCACACUGGAUGGUGUCAUCAAUAAAGUCAUAUGUAUUUUAUGUUUGAGGCAACACAAUUUUGCAGCGUUAAGCUUCAUCCAGCAUGUUUCCAGUCGUCAUGUUGUGUUUGUAAGAGAAUCGACAUCUGGCAAAGCUGCUGCAACUUAAAAAAAACUGGAAGAGAUGUUUAAAAUAAGUAAAUGUAUUCAGAAAUUUAGUAAGAAUAUUAGUCAGAAUUCACUGAAUCAUGAGCAAAUUGUAAAACGUGCAUUUGCAUUUUUAGUCAGUGCUUCUCCGUGUACAGUUUGAGAAACACUGAAAUGUUUGUUUUGUGAUGGAUGUUCCAUCAAAAUUGUCAAUAAGAAAAUUGAGUGAUUUAUGAAGAAAAUGUCUAAACCUGAUUCUGCUUUUUA
Messenger RNA from Thunnus maccoyii (southern bluefin tuna), 3943 nucleotides. Its product is annotated as long-chain-fatty-acid--CoA ligase ACSBG2-like. NCBI's taxonomy places the organism in Eukaryota, Metazoa, Chordata, Actinopteri, Scombriformes, Scombridae. Gene Ontology annotation, molecular function: long-chain fatty acid-CoA ligase activity. The record is from RefSeq and is a predicted model, not a curated record. Gene Ontology annotation, cellular component: membrane; endoplasmic reticulum. Bases 735 to 3074 code for a protein of 779 amino acids. The transcript is spliced from 15 exons.